Messenger RNA from Torulaspora globosa, 3168 nucleotides. It is a transcript of the gene GDH2, whose product is annotated as glutamate dehydrogenase (NAD(+)). Gene Ontology annotation, cellular component: mitochondrion. The coding region runs from base 1 to 3168 and encodes 1055 amino acids. Gene Ontology annotation, molecular function: L-glutamate dehydrogenase (NAD+) activity. The record is from RefSeq and is a predicted model, not a curated record. NCBI's taxonomy places the organism in Eukaryota, Fungi, Ascomycota, Saccharomycetes, Saccharomycetales, Saccharomycetaceae. The transcript has a single exon.
AUGCUGUCGGGAGCGCAAAAGACCCCGGACAUCGCGUCGCUGUCGAUAUCGUCGAUGUCUGACUACCAUGUUUUUGAUUUCCCCGGAAUGGACCUGCAGAAGGAGCAGGUGGUGGACCUGCUGGACCAGCAGGGGUUCAUACCGGACGACCUGAUUGAGCAGGAGGUCACGUGGUUUUACGAAGCUUUGGGGAUUGAUGAUCUGUUCUUUGCAAAGCAAACGCCUGAGAUGAUUGCUAGCAUUAUCAACUCGUUGUAUGCGUCGAAACUGGACUCGUUUGCGAGGUCCAAGUUCGGCAGUGGACCCGGCGGGGGCGGGAUCGAUGAUGUGGUCGAGGCGUCCGUUAGGUUCAAGAUCAAGAACAAGGUGAUCAGCGAUGAUUGUGCAUUAUUCAUGGAGAGCCAUGGGAGCAUCUCGUCGGAUGAAAGUCCGCCGUACGAGCUGGAUACUCUGGUUGACGAUCUCUAUCUCGAUAACAAGGAGAGAAAAAGCUGUCGGUUGGUGUCGUUUUGGACACCGGAGAGUGGUUUGAAAUUGACGUUUGUGUACGACAGCGUGUUCCCACCGAACGCGGCGUGCGAUCAAUCCGCGCUUUUGCAGGGUGAUAUCGACUCGAUAAGUGAUCAGACCAUGUCUCAAAUUAUCUCUCCAGAGAACAAGAAAUUGUACGGUCUGUUGAUCAACUUGGUUAACGAAAGAGAAGGCCCCGUUAUCAAGACCACUCACUCCGUGAGGAACAAGGACGAGAUUAGGUUACUUGUCGCGUUCAAGAGAUUUACGACUAAGCGGUAUUACUCUGCGAUCAAUGCGCUUUUCCGUUACUAUAAGCUAAAACCAUCGAAAUUUUAUCUGGAGUCGUUCAACGCCAAUGGCGUGGUCAUUUUUUCCAUCUAUUUGAAUAAGUCAAAACAGCUGGAUGACAUUUUACCCAACGCGCUGGAGUUAUCGAUCAGGCAGGUGGAGAGGGAGGCCUCGUUGUUGUAUGCGAUCCCAGAUAACUCUUUCAAAGAUGUGUACCAAAUGCGUCAAUUUUCACCACAGGAGGCGAUUUAUUCGCAUGUCUCCGCCAUAUUCAUCAACCAUUUUAUCAAUAGGUUGGGUUCCGAUUACCAGGUUUUGGUCGAUCAAUUGAACCUACAGGAAUCGAACACUUUACUUUUGGAAAUUGUCGGCAAUUUGAAGAGAAAAUUGAGAAAUGAAACUUUUACUCAGUCGAUGAUCGUUGAUACAUUGCAUAAAUAUCCAAUGAUCGUAUCGAAAUUGUAUAAGAAUUUCGCGGAAGUUCACUAUCAUCACGAUGCCUCCGAAGCUAUGGAAAAGACCUUGUCGUAUCAGAGACUCGCAAAGUUGGAACCAUUUCAAAACGAGCAGGAGUUUGAAUCGUACCUGAACAAGAUUAUACCAAAUGAUUCACCAGAUUUAGUCAUCUUAAAGACUUUGAAUCUUUUCAACAAAUCUAUCUUGAAAACCAACUUUUUCGUCACCAGAAAAGUGGCCAUCUCUUUCCGGUUGGAUCCAAAAUUGAUAAUGCCUCAGACGGAGUAUCCUGAGACUCCAUACGGUAUCUUUUUUGUUGUUGGUAAUACCUUCAAGGGGUUCCACAUAAGAUUCAGGGACGUGGCGCGCGGUGGUAUUCGAAUUGUUUGUUCAAGAACGCAGGACGUUUAUGACAGGAACUCAAAGGCCGUCAUUGAUGAAAACUAUCAAUUGGCUUCAACUCAGCAAAGGAAGAAUAAGGAUAUUCCUGAGGGAGGCUCCAAAGGUGUCAUCCUGUUGAAUCCCAGCCUCAUUGCACCUGAGCAAACAUUUGUUGCUUUUAAGCAGUACGUUGAUGCAAUCAUCGAUAUUUUAAUCAAGGAUCCCCUGAAGGAAAAAUACGUCGAUUUGUUGGGUGGAGAAGAAAUCUUGUUCUUCGGUCCCGACGAAGGGACAGCCGGUUUCGUCGACUGGGCAACAGAGCACGCCCGCAUGAGAGGUUGCCCAUGGUGGAAAUCUUUCCUAACCGGUAAAUCACCUCAACUAGGUGGUAUACCACACGACGAGUACGGUAUGACCUCUCUGGGGGUUCGCGCCUAUGUUUUGAAACUUUACGAAACCUUGAACCUGCAGGAUACAACAAUUUACAAAUUCCAGACUGGUGGGCCCGAUGGUGAUCUAGGUUCUAAUGAGAUCCUGUUGUCAACCAAAAAUGAGUGUUACGUCGGAAUUUUAGAUGGAUCAGGUGUCCUGUGUGAUCCGCAAGGUUUGAACAAGCAAGAGCUGAUCAAACUAGCGCAUAAAAGAAAAAUGAUCAAUCACUAUGACAAGUUGAAAUUGAGUAAAAUGGGGUUCUUUGUUUCUGUUGACGAUAUUGACAAGAUGCUGCCCAAUGGCACUAUAGUUUCUAAUGGUACCACUUUCAGAAAUACAUUCCACACUCAAAUCUUCAAGUUCGUUGAUCGUGUUGAUCUAUUUGUUCCUUGCGGAGGUAGACCAAAUUCAAUCAACUUGAAUAAUUUGCAUUACUUCACCGAUGAGAAAACAAACAAGUGUAAGAUUCCAUACAUUGUGGAAGGGGCUAACUUGUUCAUUGCUCAACCGGCAAAGAUCGCGCUGGAAAAUCACGGUUGUAUCUUGAUCAAGGACGCUUCGGCUAACAAGGGCGGUGUCACCUCUUCUUCAAUGGAGGUUCUUGCCUCGUUAGCUUUAAAUGAUGAUGACUUCGUCAAUAUCUUCAUCGGUCAUGACAAGCAUGAGAAGACCAAAUUGUAUACGGAUUAUGUGGUUGAAGUGCAGAAGCGGAUCCAUGAUAAUGCCGCUUCUGAAUUUAACCAAUUAUGGCAACUCAAGAAAUCUACGGGCACUCCUAUUUCUGAGCUGUCGAAUAUUUUGUCUCAAACAAUCAACAAGGUUAACGAUGAUCUCAUCCAUUCUGCAGAACUAUGGGAGAACGACUUAAAGCUGAGAAACUACCUUCUAUUGAACAAGAUCAUUCCGAAGCUGCUAAUCGACGUGGCGGGACCCGAAGCUAUCUUGAGGAACAUUCCUGUGACGUACUUGAAGGCUCUGUUGUCAAGCUAUCUAUCAAGCUCAUUCGUUUAUCGAUUUGGUAUUGACGUCAAUAUCGGUAGCUUUCUUGAAUUCAUUGGUGAAUUGAAGAGAGAGGCAUCUCAGCAAGUAGUUACUUAA